AUGGCGGUCAGCAGUUACAAUCCGUUCGCUAAGCGCGAGGAAUUCACUCGGAACAACCUCAUUGCCUACAAAGUCCUCACCAUCCUCACCUGGCUACUACUGGUGGUUGUGGGAGCAAUUUACACGUUUAACAAGCCAGAAGACUGCAAACAUAAACACCGCUGCCACACAAUAUGGGGACAGAACAACCAUGUGGUCACGCCCUUUACCUUGAACUCAGUUGUCACCAGCAUUUACUGGGUUGUUGUCCUGAUCUUGCAAGCGCAUUACAUCCGGUACCUAUGGCAUGCGGAAAAAGAGCUUGUGACAAGUGCGGCCAAUGUUGGCAGCCAUUUCAUCUUUCAUAAUCUGCUCACAUUUGGAUUCAUUAUGCUCUGGGUUCGAGGCCAUUUCUGGCAGGGCGAGCUGCUCCUGAUCAUCAACUUGUUCAACCUUACCCUGCUCUACUUCGGCCAUCCCACCACGCCGCUCUUCAUCCACAUUCCAAUUGUGUCCGCUCCGCUGGCAUGGAAUUAUGUCGCCAUUCUAUGGGACGGAGCGGCUAUGGUUCACGCUCAUAGCCUGCCUGCCAGGAUCGUUGCCAAUGUCUUUAUCUGGGGUAUCUUGGUCCUGGGUGGCUUUUUCAUCCUUACAUUCAAGGACUACACGAUGGGAAUUGAGUUGGCAAUUCUGUCACUGUCACUCGGUCUCGGUCAAGUCACCUCUCACGUUAUUGCCGUCCAGUGGAUCUUUGCCUUCGUCAUUGCCGCAUCUCUAUUAGUGCUAUCUCUGAUCAUCGGGGCACCCAGGCUAUUUGGACAGGACAACAGUAUUCGGCAGGAAGGUGCGAUUGUCAGCGAGGAUCGGGAACGCGCGCCAUUGCUGAACGAUCAAUGA
Exophiala dermatitidis NIH/UT8656 is the source of this 876-nucleotide messenger RNA. RefSeq lists its product as uncharacterized. The coding region runs from base 1 to 876 and encodes 291 amino acids. The transcript is spliced from 4 exons. The record is from RefSeq and is a predicted model, not a curated record. NCBI's taxonomy places the organism in Eukaryota, Fungi, Ascomycota, Eurotiomycetes, Chaetothyriales, Herpotrichiellaceae.